AUGACGAGCGCGGUCCAAAAAAGGACGGUCUUCGAAGCCGAAGGCGUGGAGAAGAGGAUUUUCGGGCUAGAGCUAAAGAUCAUCUCGUCGAAGAAGGGCAAACCGAUCUUGACAGAUAAAUCGCCCGAGGCCAAGCGCCAGCUUGGGCGAGAGGACGACGAUUUAGGUACCGAUGAACUGCUGAUGGUGGAUAUUGAGCAGGAGCAGUGGGAUGAGAUUCUGAAUGACGGCGACGAGGUAUAG
Cyphellophora europaea CBS 101466 is the source of this 243-nucleotide messenger RNA. RefSeq lists its product as uncharacterized. The transcript has a single exon. The coding region runs from base 1 to 243 and encodes 80 amino acids. The record is from RefSeq and is a predicted model, not a curated record. Lineage: Eukaryota; Fungi; Ascomycota; Eurotiomycetes; Chaetothyriales; Cyphellophoraceae.